UGGUUUCAAGGCCUUAUUCCGCCCCCCACGACGACCCCCACGCAGCCCCGUCCCCCCGGUGUGCCCAUGGCGCCGAUGGAGCCGGAGGACUUGGAGGAGAGCGACGAGGAAGAGGACGACGACUCCGACGAGGAGGAAGAGGAGGUGGUUCAACGUCCGGGCGGUAAAAGCUUCGUGGCACAGCUGGUGGAGGACUUGCAGAAGAAUCCUUACGACCAAGAGCUUCAUGCCGCGCUGGUGAGCGCCUUCCGGGAAAGCGCCCAGCUGGAGAAGCUCCGCCGCGCGCGGGACGCGGCCGCCGAUCGGGUGGCUCUGCCGGAGUCCUUCUGGUUGGAGUGGCUCCAAGAUGAACUGCCCUUGGCCACCGAACCUGCUGAAGUUGAGGCGCUGGACGACUUGCACCGCCGGGCCUGUGCCAUGUGCCCCACGGGGCCUGUCUGGCUGGCGCGCUGCGCGCUACACCGAGAGAGGUCGUCCGAUGCUGGCAAGGUGCGUUCGGUCUAUGAAGAGGCCUUGAAAGUACUGGGGCAGCAUCCAGGGUACGGCGUGGAGAUUUGGGCCGACUACCGGGACUUCGAAGAGAACUUGCUCAGUGCAGCAGGUGCAGACGAGAAGGCUCUGCAGGUGCAGCGAGUGAGGACGCUCUUCAUGAGGCAGAUGGCCUUGCCGUUGCCCGGGAGGGAGAGGCUUCAAGAAACUCACCAGACCUUCGAAGGUGCCCUGGAGCCGAAGCUCCAGAGCCGCACGGCCCACGCCAAGAUGGCGGCGCUCAGCGCCGCGGCGGCCGAGCGCUGGGCGCCGCGGGAGCCCUUGGAGCUGAAGCUGCGCGAGGCCUGUCGGCCCUCGUUGGUCAUGGUCUCCACGGCGCCCUCGGGCGCGGCGGGCGCGAGCCCGGCGGAGAUCGCGGAGGAGCUGCUGCGGCUGGAGGAGCAGAGCGGGGAGAAGGAGCGGAUCGCGUGUGCGUUGCUACGCUGCACGCAGUUUGACCCAAAGGAGGUCAGGCAUUGGAUCCGCUUGGCCGACGUGGCGGACGCCGUGGAAGUCUUGGACCGGGCGGUGCACCAUUGUCCGAUGGAGGAAGAGCUGUGGAUGAGAUUACACGCCGAGACGGAGGCCUCCGCCCCCUCCGCGCCCAGCGCGGCCGCGCGCCGCGUCCAGCAGCGCGGCCUGGCGGCGCUGGGCGCGUCGGCCGUGCGGCUGCGCGAGCUCGUGCCGGCCGACGCACCCGCGGAAGCGGCGGGGUCCGCCGCUAUUCCCCGCGGCGCGGCGGAAGCGGCGGGGUCGGCCGAUGCUGCGGAGGCGGAGGCGCCGAGGAAGCCCAAGCCGAAGCCGAAGCCGAAGGAGCCGGCGAAGCGCAAAGCGUUCCGGUCCCAACAGCAAGAAAAGCGGCAGAAGACCGAGCCAGAGGCGCCUCCGGCCGACGCCGCGACUGCGGCCGAAGGCGGACCGGCCGCACAAGACGGGACUGCGGAAGACACGGCGGUGGAGAAGCCACAGCCAGCCGUGGAGGAGCCACCGACCGAGCCGACCGAGCCCGCGGCAAGCGAGGACGCCGCGGCAGCGGCGAGCGAGGAGCACAAGUCAAUGGAGGUGGAGGAGGCAGAGGACGCGGAGGAGGUAGCUCAACCACACAAAGGCUCGCACUACCACCAGCGGCGCUUGGCCGAGAAGGCGCAAGACUUGAAGCUGGAGGAGGAAGGGCAACACACCGUCUUCGUGGCCAAUCUCGAUUGGUCCGUCGAUGAAGCUCAGCUCUACCGCGUCUUUCAGGACAUCGACGGUCUGAAGGACGUGCGUUUGGUCCGCGACUUCUUGAAGAGGUCCAAGGGCUACGCCUACGUGGACUUCCAGACGCCUGAGCAGGUGACGGAGGCUGCCGAGAAGUUCAAUGGGCAUCUCAUCAACAACCGUGCCAUGAAGGUGGCACGUUCACUACCGACGAAGCAGCUCUAUCAGGAGCGGUACUUCCCUCAGAAGGUAUGUCUAGUACCCUCCUGGCACCCACCCCACACACCUUCUCAGAGGGUACAUGGAGCCCUAGGGUUUCUGAAAAGGACACACAUACCAGCACCUGGCUGGACCUCGGGGUCACCUGGCUGGAAGCCCGCCCCAGCCCACAGACCGAUCAGGGACCUCCAGCCAGGACACCCCGUGAAGACCGUCAGGUCCAGGUAG
Molecule: messenger RNA, 2175 nt
Organism: Durusdinium trenchii
Lineage: Eukaryota; Dinophyceae; Suessiales; Symbiodiniaceae
Source: the annotation of a GenBank genome assembly